UUCGAGGCUAUAUAGUAUAUAUCCGGAAUCAAUGACGUCUAUUUACUAACGGCAUUGUCCGGAAUUAUCGAACACGUCAUUUUGAACAACAAGAAGGAUACACGCAACUGUUUUAGUGUUUACAGACAUAAAUAUCCUUACAGUAUUUUUAUACACGAAGAUAUGAUAUCCUACAUUUAUAGAUGAAAGCUCUGAACACAACCACACGAUAUUUUUAUGAGAUCAAUCCGGUUUCAAUAAAUACAUGGUCAUCAUGGGGCAGGCAAUGUGUAAAAAUAUAUUAUGGAAAUCAAAAGAGGUCAAAAUUCUUAUGGUGGGAUUAGAUGCAGCUGGGAAAACAACAAUACUAUAUACUAUAAAACUAGGUGAAGUUGUGACAACAAUACCUACUAUAGGUUUCAAUGUUGAAACAGUAGAGCAUAAAAACCAGUCAUUAACAGUGUGGGAUGUUGGUGGAAGGGGUAAAGCGAGAUUUCUCUAUCGACAUUAUUACGCUUCAACGAAUGCUGUUAUAUUUGUUAUUGAUAGUAGUGAUCGUGAAAGAUUAGAUGAAGCAUUAGAAGAAUUUAACACCGUAUUCUCAGAACCAGAAUUAUCAGACUGUACAUUCCUGAUAUUAUGUAACAAACAGGACUUGAAAAAUGCUUCUACUGUUGAAGAUAUAAUAGAGAAAUUAAAAUCUCAUCCUUCAGAAAAAGUUGGAGUUUUUCCAGUGGUAGCACUAGACAGAAAAACUUUAAAAGAACCACUGAAUUGGCUAACAGAUACAGUAGCUAACAAGAAAACCAAGUCUUUAGCUGAUGAGACUGUAGCACAAGCUAAAGAAAUCAUCAAACCAGUCUUCAGUCCAUCAAACUACUUUAAACAAAGUUGGAAUUAUGUUAAAAGCUAUUUUCCAUGAAUGGAAUGUGAAAUUUAUCUACCUGUGUCAUUCAUAUCUAAUCUGUGAUACAUAUUUUAUAUAUAAAAAGCAAUUUACUGUAGAUCAAACUAUUGUGUAAUGGAAAGUAGAAUGUGGGAAUACAACUAUCUGUUUUUAACUUAAAUUUUUUGUAUCUAAUUCUAACUAUACAAUGAAAGAAACAAAAACUGAACUAACUGCUACAUACAGACAAUAAUGGAUAUACCUACAGUUUGUAACAAAUAUGUGAUGUUUGAAAACAUGAGCUUUUAAACAUAGAUACCCCACUUUUAUAGUUGACUCAAGAGUUGAUUUUAUAUUAUAUUUUUUAAAUAUUUUUGUUGUUAUUAUUGAAUUCAUCUGUACAAUGCAUUAAAUACAGAAUAUUUUUCACAA
Messenger RNA from Patella vulgata (common limpet), 1297 nucleotides. RefSeq names its product ADP-ribosylation factor 1. Gene Ontology annotation, molecular function: GTPase activity; GTP binding. The transcript is spliced from 5 exons. Bases 245 to 901 code for a protein of 218 amino acids. Gene Ontology annotation, cellular component: cytoplasm. The record is from RefSeq and is a predicted model, not a curated record. Gene Ontology annotation, biological process: vesicle-mediated transport; intracellular protein transport. Lineage: Eukaryota; Metazoa; Mollusca; Gastropoda; Patellidae.